This is a messenger RNA of Pelobates fuscus (common spadefoot toad), 1450 nucleotides long. RefSeq names its product splicing factor 3b subunit 4 (gene SF3B4). The record is from RefSeq and is a predicted model, not a curated record. Gene Ontology annotation, cellular component: U12-type spliceosomal complex; nucleolus; U2 snRNP. The coding region runs from base 59 to 1243 and encodes 394 amino acids. Lineage: Eukaryota; Metazoa; Chordata; Amphibia; Anura; Pelobatidae. The transcript has 6 exons. Gene Ontology annotation, biological process: positive regulation of mRNA splicing, via spliceosome. Gene Ontology annotation, molecular function: RNA binding.
GUGACGCGCCGGAAGUUGGUAGCGGAGCGCGCAGUGUGCGUUCAGUUACGGAGAGAAGAUGGCGGCCGGUCCGAUCUCCGAGAGGAAUCAGGAUGCCACUGUUUAUGUUGGUGGGCUGGAUGAGAAGGUGAGCGAGCCGUUGCUAUGGGAGCUGUUCUUACAAGCCGGACCCGUAGUAAACACACACAUGCCCAAAGACAGGGUUACGGGCCAGCACCAAGGUUACGGUUUUGUGGAGUUUUUGAGUGAGGAAGAUGCUGAUUAUGCUAUAAAAAUCAUGAACAUGAUCAAACUAUAUGGGAAACCAAUCCGAGUAAAUAAAGCUUCCGCCCAUAACAAGAAUCUGGAUGUCGGAGCCAAUAUCUUCAUUGGGAACCUUGAUCCUGAGAUUGAUGAAAAACUUCUAUACGACACCUUCAGUGCUUUUGGAGUCAUUCUGCAGACCCCCAAGAUCAUGCGAGACCCGGAUACUGGGAACUCCAAGGGCUAUGCUUUCAUUAACUUUGCCAGCUUUGAUGCUUCAGACGCAUCCAUUGAAGCUAUGAAUGGACAAUAUUUAUGUAACAGGCCCAUCACAGUGUCUUAUGCCUUCAAGAAAGACUCGAAGGGAGAGCGGCACGGAUCAGCAGCUGAGAGACUUCUGGCUGCUCAAAAUCCACUUUCACAGGCUGACAGACCUCACCAACUCUUUGCUGAUGCGCCACCUCCUCCCAUUGUGCCAGCUGUUAUUACAUCUUUAACGAGUGCAGUUGCAGCAGGAAUGCCUACUUUCCCUCCUGGCCCUCCACCGGGUUCAAUGCCCCCUGGGAUCCCACCUUCAAUGCCGCCUCCUCCCAUGUCUCCCGUCACAGCUGCAGGCCAAGUUUCUGCUGCGGCCACUGCUGCUGGUCACCCUCAAGUGCCACAUCCUUUCCAGUCUCCUGCUAUGCAUCAUGGGAUGCAAAUGCAGGUUCAGCAUCACAACCUAGGACCUUCUCAUCCGGGAGCCGCUCAGCUUACUGUUCGUCCACCUGGCAUGGGACACCCGGGGCCGCCUCCUAUGGGCAUGCCGCCCAGAGCACCGCCGUUUGGUGCAAUGGGCCAUCCAGGAAUGCCACCAGGGAUGCGGCCACCUCCUUUGAUGCCUCCCCACGGGUACAAUGGACCCCCAAGACCACCUCCAUAUGGAUACCAGCGUGGGCCUCUUCCCCCUCCUCGUCCAGCCCCUCCUCGAGCGCCCUUAAGGUUACCCAUGACCCAGUGACCAGGACACAGACUGCACCCCUGCCAGUUACACAGAGAGCAACAUUUAAAGCAGCAUUGCAUGGUUUGUGUAUGACUUCCAUAGAGAGGUUUAAUAGAAAUGGUUGUCAUAGAAACCUCCUGUUACAUUCCGCUCAAGGUGAAAUAAUGAGUUAAAGGGCUGGCUUAACACUAGAGGAGGGUAAACAUGAAGUGUUGCUUUAAAUCA